Molecule: messenger RNA, 1350 nt
Organism: Lachnellula hyalina
Lineage: Eukaryota; Fungi; Ascomycota; Leotiomycetes; Helotiales; Lachnaceae
Product: FAD-dependent monooxygenase
Exons: 3
Coding region: 1-1350 (449 amino acids)
Biological process (GO): secondary metabolite biosynthetic process
Molecular function (GO): monooxygenase activity; FAD binding
Source: RefSeq, a predicted model, not a curated record
AUGACGUCUCCUCCUCCGCAGUCCACGCGUUCGCUGAAAAUAUGUAUCAUAGGAGCCGGAAUGGGCGGAUUGACCUGCGCCCUCGCGUUAGCCAAGGAAGGGUUUCAAGAUAUACAUGUCUACGAAACGGCCUCGGACCUUGGGUUCGUGGGCGCGGGAAUCCAAUUGGCGCCGAACAUGUCACGGAUUUUAGACGAUUUGGGCGUGUGGAAGGAGAUUGAGAAUGAGGCGGUGGUUUUGAGGAAAACUAGCAUAAGAGAAGGUGCAACAGACACCGAACUCGCGAAUGUGGAUCUGGGAUAUAUCGAAGAGACAUAUCACUACCCGCACAUGGUAGGCCACCGGCACUCCCUCGCAAACGGGCUCUACAACGGCUGCCUCGCGCAAAAAGCCAUCACGUUCCAUUUCCGCACCGGUGUCCAGCGCGUCCUCUCCUUCGCGCCCAAGCCCUCCUUCACAGCCGUGCCCCGCGAUAGUCCGGAUCCCUACACCGUGACCUGCGACAUCCUGCUCGCAGCCGAUGGCAUCAAGAGCGUAGCGCGCGGCGACAUGCUAGCCUCCCUCGGCCUCACAGCCUCUGUCAUCGACUCCCAGCAAGCCGCAUACCGCAUCAUGUUAACGCGCGAGCAAAUGGCGAGCGACGCAGAGCUCCUCGCGCUCAUAGACGCCGAGGCAGUAACGCGGUGGAUUGGCGAGCGCCGGCACAUCAUCGCGUACCCGGUCUCCAACAAGCGCAUCUACAACCUCUCGACCACGCAGCCGGAUGUGAAUUUCGCGGCGGCGCCGUCCGAGACGUAUACGACGAAGGGGUCGAAAAGCGCCAUGUUGGAGGUGUUUGGGGAUUUCUGUCCAAUGGUACUCAAGAUGCUAAACAUGGUUCCUGAAGGCGAAGUCUGCGAGUGGAAACUGAGGAUCCACGAACCUCUCGAGACAUGGAUUGCAGGGUCCACGGCGUUGGUAGGAGAUGCGUGUCACCCGACGUUACCACACAUGGCGCAAGGCGCCGCACAAGCCAUCGAGGACGGCGCCGUGCUCGGAGCCGUACUGGUGCAACUCCCCAGCACGUCUGCCGAAUCCAUCAAUAAAGCCCUGAGAGUGUAUGAGAAGAUCCGGAAAGAGCGCGCCGAGAUGCUGGUUGAGCUGGCGGCUGCGUCAGCGCGGAACCUGCAUUUGGGAGAGGGCAAGGCGAAGGAGGAGAGGGAUAGGAUGUUCAAGGAGUUGAGGGACAAAGGGGGAAAGGCGCCGGUGCCGGAUAAGUGGGCUGAUGCCGAUGUACAGAAAAUAGUGUAUGGGGUUGAUUGUGUCAAAAUUGCGAGGGAGAAUUUCACGGAUUUGUGUAAUAGUGUAUAG